AUGCAGCUAAUGCAAUUGGCCAACUUCUUGUUGCACAAUUUGCUGCAGUCGCGCAUCAGUUUCAUUACCAUCUUUCAUUGCUGGCAACGGAAUGAAACACUGCAGUUGGCACAACAAAUUCACACUUCAUCGCAACUCAUCUAUCAUCAGUUUGUGCACUUGGAUGAAUGGAAAUGGGAGCAUUUGGAACAAAGGUUUCUGGAUCAUCUGCAACCCACGCUGGCUAUCUAUGUGGAUCUGCAGUGUGAAAGAGCAGGAGAUCUAUUAAAAGAGGCUAGUAGAACGCAGCUCUACAAUCAGCAUUAUCAUUGGCUUCUACAUGACAGCCUGACAGACUUUAGGUUCUAUGAUUUCUUUGCACCUUUUAAUAUAUCAGUCGAUGCGGAUGUUAGCUAUGUGACUCAAAACAUUCUGGACAAUACUGGUAACCUCAUCUUUGCCCUCUACGAUGUCUAUAGCAAUGGCAAACACAUUGGCGGACAGCUCAAUAUAACAGGAAACUAUGAGCUCUUCUGCAAUACGACAAGUUGUCAAUUGAAUCGUUAUCUCAGCACGUUGCAUUUGCGCCCCAAGUGUAGACAACGAGAGCAGCUAAGGGAUGUGGUGCUGCGUGUGGCAACAGUGGUUACAACGAGACCCAUCACCUGGUCACCAGAGUUGUUGCUACGCUUUCUCAGCCUGGAUAACGAGACGCAUAUCGAUGCUAUAGCACGAUUCGGAUUUCAGAUAACUUUACUCCUUAGAGAUCUCUUGCAAUGCGACAUGAACUUCACUUUCACAGAUCGUUGGAGUCUUAGCGACAUCAACGGUGGUUCAGUUGGUGCUGUGGUCAAUCAGACUGCCGACAUUGGCUCUGCUCCGUGUCUGGCCACCGAGGGCAGAUUGCAGUAUUUAUCGGCCAUCAUUGAGACGGGCUAUUUUCGAUCCGUUUGUCUUUUUCGGACACCCCAUAAUGCUGGCAUUCGUGGUGAUGUAUUUCUGCAACCGUUUAGCGCCUUGGUCUGGUAUAUCUUUGCUGGUGUUCUGCUGUUGAUCGGAUUGCUGCUCUAUCUGACCUUUUAUUUGGAGUGCAAGCGUAUGCAACCUCGUUGGCGUCUCAAUUCUGUACCUUCUUUGUUAACCACCUGCCUGAUCAGCUUUGGAGCUGCCUGCAGUCAAAGUUCCGCGUUGAUACCACGCUCAACGGGCGGUCGUCUUACCUAUUUUGCGCUUUUCCUCAUCAGCUUCAUCAUGUACAACUAUUAUACAUCUGUGGUGGUUUCCUCUCUGUUGAACUCACCCGUCAAAUCUCAGAUCAAAACAAUGCAGCAGCUGGCAGAAAGUUCGCUAGAAGUUGGAUUGGAACCUCUGUCAUUUACCAAAAGCUAUCUUAAUUAUUCUUUACGCCCAGAGAUUCAUUUGUUUAGCCAACGCAAAAUCGAAACGCAGUCCAAGAAUACGGAACUUUGGCUGCCCGCUGAGAAGGGAAUAUUACGUGUACGUGAUCAUCCUGGUUAUGUGUUUGUGUUUGAGGCCUCCUCUGGCUAUGCCUAUGUGGAACGUUAUUACACCCAGCAGGAGAUCUGUGAUCUCAAUGAGAUACUCUUUCGACCCGAACUUUUGCUCUACACUCAUCUUCACAAAAAUUCCAGCUACAAGGAACUCAUUCGACUAAAAUUGUUACGCGUACUGGAGACUGGCGUCUAUCGCAAACAUCGCAACCGUUGGGCCCGCAUGAAGCUGCAUUGUUAUUCGCAGAACUUUGUCAUUACCGUGGGCAUGGAGUAUGUUGCUCCACUCUUCUUUAUGCUGAUCUGUGGCUAUAUUUUGGUGCUAUUAUUGCUGAUAGUGGAGCUCGCCUGGCAGCGCUAUGUCCAGAGACCACGUUGAACACUUUACACCUUGCACCUUCAAGCGCUUUUGCGGCAAGUUGCACGUUGCAACUUACACUAUGUACGGAAUCGCUUUAAGCUGUUAUGCAAAAAUGAAAUAAAAAUAAAAGCACUUUGCCUUAA
Drosophila innubila is the source of this 1994-nucleotide messenger RNA. RefSeq names its product ionotropic receptor 75a (gene Ir75a). The transcript is spliced from 6 exons. Lineage: Eukaryota; Metazoa; Arthropoda; Insecta; Diptera; Drosophilidae. Gene Ontology annotation, molecular function: ligand-gated monoatomic ion channel activity. Gene Ontology annotation, cellular component: membrane. Bases 1 to 1869 code for a protein of 622 amino acids. The record is from RefSeq and is a predicted model, not a curated record.